AUGAGUGGCUCGCAUCUUCUGGCCAGCUCCUUUGCAGCUGUUACCCCGAAGACUACCAUUCACUGGGUGUGGCCGCUGCUUGUUGUGGCAGUAGCACGAAUUCUGCAUGUCCUGAUAUGCAGGGUCCGAAACUACCAGGCCGAUCUUGCUCUUGCACGCAAACACGGGUGUGAAAUGCCCCCUGAGCUACCCAAGAGAUGGCCAUUAGGAAUCGACAGGAUCAGAGAGCUCUGGAAGUCCAACACAGACGGCCAUCUCUUAGCUUUCCUCUGCUCUAUUGCUAAGGACUACGAUGGCAGGAACAAUCUUUGCCAGCACCUUUUAUUCGGCCCUCGGGCGUACCACAUUCUACAUCCCGCCAAUGUGGAGUCUCUACUGUCUACGAAUUUCAAGGACUAUGGUUUCGGAUGUAGGCCAGCUGUUUUUGCGCCUCUACUCGGGAAUGGGAUCUUCACUCAGGAGGGCAGCGCGUGGCGACACUCAAGAGAGCUCCUCCGUAAACAAUUCGUCCGGGCGAAGUACCAGAAUCUUGAAUCAUCUUUCUCCGAGCACGUCGAUAACCUCAUUUCAUCUAUGCCAUCGAGCGGCGUGGUCGAUCUCCAGCCCCUCUUCUUCGCUCUCACUCUAGACACUGCCACGGCAUUGCUUUUUGGACAUUCAGUUCACAGCCUCAGAGCAAACAUCGACCAAGCUGUGGAAAACAAGCUGUUUGCAGAGAGUUUUGAGAUUGCACAAGAGGGACUUGCCAAGCGGUUUCGAAUCGCGCCUUUUCACUUUCUUUACAACCCAUCCGAGUUCCGCCGAGCAUGCAGAAAUGUGCACCAAUUUGUGGAAAGAUACAUUCGUCAGAGAGGCUUCGGGAAGCAUGCAAACGAUGUCAAUCAUAGCUCCAGGAAUGAUAACGCCUCUUCUUGGUUUUUCGACCAAGUCGCCGCUGGCUCACCUUCAGAGGUUGACCUAAGAGACCAACUACUAAAUGUCCUGCUGGCAGGAAGAGACACUACGGCGUGCUGCCUGUCAUGGACGCUUCGCCUUCUCGUCCGACACAAGCAGGUCAUGCAGCAUGUCAGGGAUGAGAUCUCCGAGGUAAUGAGAGAUGAGAUGCAUCCGACGAGGGAGCAUGUCAAGAAGAUGCAAUAUCUGAACUGUGUUGUCAAAGAAACACUUCGUCUGUACCCAUCGGUACCCCUGAACAACCGAGAGGCGAUUAAAACAACCAUUUUGCCAACUGGCGGCGGACCAGAUGGCGGCAGCCCAAUCCUGGUGAGGGCGGGAGAGCUUGUCGUAUUCUCUCAAUACGUCAACUCCCGCAUGAAAAGCAUAUACGGGGAAGACGCUGAAGCUUUCCGCCCUGAGCGAUGGGAGACUGGUGAGCUGUCCGAUAUUGGCUGGGCAUAUUUUCCAUUCAACGGCGGACCUAGGCAAUGUUUGGGAGAAGACUUCGCGCUCAUGGAGGUUUCAUACACCCUCGUGAGACUACUGCAGGCCUUUCCGACCAUCAAGCUGCCGGAAGUUGAGACCAUGGAGCCGGUGGGAGCAGAGCGUCAGAGGUUGACAUUAGUCCUGUCUAGCGCUGACGGCUGUCGAGUUGAAGUCAAUACAGCCGUUUAA
Messenger RNA from Diaporthe amygdali, 1611 nucleotides. RefSeq names its product cytochrome P450. Lineage: Eukaryota; Fungi; Ascomycota; Sordariomycetes; Diaporthales; Diaporthaceae. The record is from RefSeq and is a predicted model, not a curated record. Gene Ontology annotation, molecular function: heme binding; iron ion binding; oxidoreductase activity, acting on paired donors, with incorporation or reduction of molecular oxygen. The transcript has 4 exons. Bases 1 to 1611 code for a protein of 536 amino acids.